This is a messenger RNA of Leptopilina heterotoma, 1742 nucleotides long. Its product is annotated as galectin-9-like. The transcript is spliced from 7 exons. The record is from RefSeq and is a predicted model, not a curated record. Bases 193 to 1218 code for a protein of 341 amino acids. NCBI's taxonomy places the organism in Eukaryota, Metazoa, Arthropoda, Insecta, Hymenoptera, Figitidae. Gene Ontology annotation, molecular function: carbohydrate binding; galactoside binding.
GUUUUAUUUGUGUGUUGUAAAUUUAUGUUAAACUUCGAAUAUAAAAGUGAGUCAUUUUUAUAUUUACUUUUAUAUUAUGUUCUGCCGGCUUAAUAUUUAUUGGAGAGAAAAAUACGAUCACCGGGUAUAUAGAAUGGUUUGAAGUUUCAGGGGUAAUGUUAGGCAACAGUGUGGGCAGAGUAGACAUAGAAAAUGUCUCGGGUGUGUUUGUCGUCACAAAAUAUGUACACUGAUCGACAGAAGGCUUUCGAUGAUUUUCGAUUAUCUGACAAUAAAACAGUGGCCUUGAGUGUUUCGGUGCCGUUAAAAUUAAAUGAACUUAAACCUUUAAAUGCAAUUAUUGUAACUGGUUAUGUUCCUCAUAAAGCUUCGAGAUUUGCAAUUAAUUUAACAUGCAGAAAUCAUGGAAACAUAGCGCUUCAUUUUAAUCCACGGCUGGAUCGUGGUUAUGUCGUAAGAAACACGAGAGUAAAGGGUCAUUGGCAGAAGGAAGAAACAUGCUCGCCACGCUUGUCGAAUGGUUAUAUUUUUCAAAGAAAUGAGUACUUUCAUCUUAUGAUUUUUUGUGCUCCUUAUGACUUCCAGAUAGCAAUUAAUGGAGAACAUUUUUGUUCGUUUCACUACAGAAUGCCAUUGUCAGAAGUAGUCUGUCUGGAAGUUGAUGGAGACAUUGAAGACAUAAAGGCGAGGCAAAUUCUUCUUGACAUCUAUCCUGAUCCGAAAAUAUGCAAACCUACAAGAUCACUAGAAUUAACGGAUGAAGAAUUACUCUGUAACAACCUCGAAGUACCAGUGAAUAUUAAUGUGAAGAAAGGCCUAAAAUUUGGUGCCCGAUUGUUCAUCCAGGGAAGAUUGAAAUUACUCCCUUAUUCGUUCUACGUGAAUUUGCAGAGAGGGAACUUGAUCUAUCCGCAUCCGGAAAUUGCAUUGCAUAUUAAUCCGAGAUUUCAUUAUGGCAAUGCUCCAGCAUGUGUCGUUAUAAAUUGCUGGACAGAAGGAAAAUGGUCCAAUGAAGAAAGACACGAAGGUUUCCUUUCCUGGGGUCCUGGACGCGACUUCUUACUCACGAUACGAGUUGAAUUUGAAUCCUAUACAAUCUGGUUGGGAAGUAAAAUGAUUGGCGAAUUUAAGCAUCGAAUGAAGCCAACGAUAGUCGACACUUUACGAAUAAGUGGAGAUUUGGCUUUAAAUCAAUUAGCCAUUAAGUACAAUGACUAGAGGUUUGUUUUUCAACAACAACAAGAAAAAAAUGAUAGAAAUUAUCUUCAUCAUAAUGAAGAGAAAGAAACUAUUGAUGAUUGCCUUACAACUUUUCAAUAAAAUAACGCUUACGUCCAAAAAGUUUAUAUUAAAGGUAACAUUCUUCUAUAUGUAAAAAUUGUUAUAUGUAGAAAUAAUCUUAUUUUAUGAAAGCUUUGUAAUACUGACGCUCUUCCACAAGUACUUUAUAGUUAAGUUUAACAAAAGAAAAAGUUAAGCCACCCUCAGGAUAAGGAUAUCCUGAAGAUAUAUUUUGCUAUAGAAAUACAACAUAGUUUUGUAUUCAUUUCUGUUGGGUUUGUUUUUAAGACUGAAGUUCUAAUAUUUUUCCUUAACAAACAAAGUGAUUCCGAACCAGUUUUUGUAAUUUCCUUCUGGAUUUUUUUUUAUGAAACGUUUUUUAUUAACGUAUGUUAUAUUUAUUGAAUCACAAUAAAACAAUAAAAUAGAGUACAUAAAUAAAUGUGUUUUAUACAAAGAAA